AAACAGUAUGGAUAUAUUGGUCGAGUCUCAGAGAUUAACACUUAUCCUAUCAAAGCGUGUGGUGGCAUUACUCUGAAGAAAGCUGAAGCAACAAGGCUUGGUAUCAAGGUUAAUGGUUUAUAUGAUAGACACUGGUUGGUUGUGAAACCUAAUGGAGAUUUUAUAACAAUGAGACAGCAUCCAGAGUUAGCAUGUAUUGAAAUCAAUGUGGUUCCUGUGGAGAAUGAGUUUAUUUUGACAGCUCCUGGUAUGGAAUCAAUAACCCUUCCUAUUAAACCAAAGUCAGAUAGAAGCAAGGUUGUAAAAUGUAGGGUUUGGCAAAAUCAACUACAGGGUCAGGACUGUGGUGAUGAAGUUAGUCGGUGGUUAAGUGAAUAUUUAAAAACAGAGGGUAUCAGAUUAUUAUUCUCAGCGCCUGAUCUGAUCAAAUCCCAGGCGAACUCGAGGAACAAUCUGUGGGGCAAUUCAGCAGAUCCAGGUGAUCAGGGAGCAUAUCAAGAUGAAUGCUGUGGAUAUCUUAUUAUGAAUGAAAAUUCACUGGUCGAGCUGAAUACACAUCUGAAACAGCCAGUUACUUUUAGGAAUUUUAGACCCAAUAUAGUGAUUGAUGGUCCCAAAGCUUUCGAUGAGGAUUAUUGGAAGGAAUUAAGGAUUGGUGAAUCACUGUACGUUCGCAUUUUGGACCCCUGCGCUAGGUGUGUAGUCACAACAGUUGAUCCUAUUUUUGGCAGAAGAAGUGAAGAUGGUGAACCUCUGAAAACACUUUCAAGUAUCCGAUGCGUCGAGGGAUUGGGAAAAUCACCAUUUUUUGGUGUAUUAGCUACAGUAGACGAAUCUGGUCCAAUAAAGGUUGGAGACCCUGUUUAUAUG
Molecule: messenger RNA, 870 nt
Organism: Lottia gigantea (owl limpet)
Lineage: Eukaryota; Metazoa; Mollusca; Gastropoda; Lottiidae
Exons: 7
Molecular function (GO): catalytic activity; molybdenum ion binding; pyridoxal phosphate binding
Source: RefSeq, a predicted model, not a curated record